AUGGAUUUACUUAAUGACAGUGAUUCAGACGUCAGCAAUAACCAAUAUAAUAUGGAUGAGACCACAGCUGAUCAACACUCCUCAUUGGAUAAACUGACAGAUAACCAGUCCUCGAUGACAGUUAAACCCAUGGAUGUCCAAACUUUUGCUUCAGUUCAACCGGAAGAGGCUCUGAUGUCCAACUUGCAGGACAACAGUGAACAGAGCAACAAUAGUAUUGUUGUGUCUAAGGAUGAGACCACAGCUGAUCAACACUCCUUAUUGGAUAAACUGACAGAUAACCAGUCCUCGAUGACAGUUAAACCCAUGGAUGUCCAACCUUUUGCUUCAGUUCAACCGGAAGAGGCUCUGAUGUCCAACUUGCAGGAUAACAGUGAACAGAGCAACAAUAGUAUUGUUGUGUCUAAGGAUGAGACCACCACUGAUCAACACUCCUUAUUGGAUAAACUGACAGAUAACCAGUCCUUGAUGACAGUUAAACCCAUGGAUGUCCAACCUUUUGCUUCAGUUCAACCGGAAGAGGCUCUGAUGUCCAACUUGCAGGAUAACAGUGAACAGAGGGACAAUAGUAUUGUACUGUUCCAAGAGAAGCCCUUAUAUGACCAGCUCUUAGUCUCUGAGCACUACACUAAAAGAUGUAAUGAGCAACAGAGGUUGAUGUGUGGCCCUAUGUUUACUUCUAUACCCACAAGAAGGAGGACUUGUGGAUAAGUGCAUCGAUACGCCAUUCCAUAAUAUCAUCAGAGGUGGUCAAACCAAUAGACCCGCCAGAUGUCUGUUUGAUUGGAACUAGACGAUUUAUGUACAAAUUCAAAGAUCUUUGAACUUCAGGAAUCUGUGCCAGAGAGUGUUCCAAGUUUUAUGUCAAAUAAAAUAUUUGGUUAACGU
This is a messenger RNA of Mytilus californianus (California mussel), 888 nucleotides long. RefSeq lists its product as uncharacterized. The transcript is spliced from 6 exons. NCBI's taxonomy places the organism in Eukaryota, Metazoa, Mollusca, Bivalvia, Mytilida, Mytilidae. The record is from RefSeq and is a predicted model, not a curated record. Bases 1 to 711 code for a protein of 236 amino acids.